This is a messenger RNA of Cephus cinctus (wheat stem sawfly), 672 nucleotides long. RefSeq lists its product as uncharacterized. Bases 147 to 470 code for a protein of 107 amino acids. The record is from RefSeq and is a predicted model, not a curated record. The transcript is spliced from 2 exons. NCBI's taxonomy places the organism in Eukaryota, Metazoa, Arthropoda, Insecta, Hymenoptera, Cephidae.
AAUUCUACACAAUUAAGUCGGCUACUCAGUGAAUUUUGUCAAGCACGUGCGUCUUACCUAUAACAAGUCGAUUACACGCUAUUGGUCAGAGUGUAGGAGGGAGUUUGGCUUGUUUGGGAGACGCGUAGAUCGAGCACAAACUUGUUAUGACAGAUUGCAUUCUCUCGAUGCGUCUAGUGCAUAUAACACGUAACACCUUACUGCUUGAUAGCUCUUUCCAAAAGUUAUAUUUCCAAUUGUUUUUCAUAUUUUUCUUUACAAAAAGAGAAAUGGGUCGAAAAGCAGAGCUGAGUGUAGAGACACGAGCAGUCAUUGUGGCAUUACACGAAGAAGGUUAUACAACGCGGAAAAUUGCUUCUAAAUGUGAUGUUUCUCAAACUGCAGUCAUGGGAGCGUUACAAAGAAAGCGAAGUGAACCUAAACUUUUGACCGGUAGUGUAUAUCGCAUUAGUGGUAUAACCUACCGAUAAGAUAGCGUUGCUGCUCGUGCUAACAGUCUAUACAGAGAUGAGUGGGGAGAUGCACAACGCUCCAGUUUUAGGCGAUACCAAAAGCAUGGCGCUAAAUCGUAGCGGCGAGUCCAGGAGUAGGAUUUCGUCAUCAUCGCCUCUGUCGAUGUUACAGAUUUCGCGUAGCCGCGCGGGUCAUGAUUAUCGUUCCAGCCGGUAUUGC